GUGGAAAUAAACCCAGGCCACAGUCUUCGCUGCACCAACUCACCCCUAUCGAAAUUAAGAACAAUCAGUGAUCCAAUUUAUCCAUAGCUCUCUCUCGAUUCUCGUUGUUUCUCUCUUCUCUGCCUUUUUACUCCAAAAAAAACCCGAAAGAAUAUCUCCCAAGGGUAUUUCUUUGUUUACAUUUACCACCUUGAAUUUCUUGGGCUGAAAAAUAAAGCUGAGCAUGGUCUCAGACGCUCCUGUUUCAUCGGGUGACGAUGACAACAACGUGGUGGUGAUGGAGAAACCAGUUAGCAGGUCUUCCCCCAACAAAAAGAACCUUGGGAAAGUUCCUAAGAAAAUUCAUAAGGCUGAGAGGGAGAAGCUGAAACGUGAUAAUAUGAAUGUGCUAUAUUUAGAACUAGCCAAAACUCUUGAACCAGCUCAUCAGAACGGCGGAAAGGCCUCUACUAUUAGUGAGUCCAUUCGACUACUUCAGGACCUACUGGCUCAGGUUGAUAAUCUCAAAAGGGAGAAUGCAACUCUUUCAUCUGAAUCUCGUUACAUAACUGUUGAGAAAAAAGAGCUAAAAGAGGAGAAUUCUGCGCUGCAAGUUCAGAUUGAGAAGCUGCGAAGUGAGAUAGAGGAGAGGGUCCGUUGCCAGUUGCCAUGGAAUUUAGAUCCUUCCCAACUGCGAAGCAACACUAUUGCACGACCACAGCUGGAAGAUCAUCUCGUCUUGCCAAUAAUGGACCAUGCAUCACAACCAGCACCUGUUGUAGCUCCCGUCUUUGUUAUGCCCUUACCUCAGGACCUUCAAACGCAGCACGAGCCUGAUAGUCUGGAGGCUGCGUCUAAGCUUCCGGCAAGUGUGACCAGACCGCAUGCUCGCUAUCCAUCACCAUCCGAUUCUUGGCCAUCUCAUAUUCUUGCCAAACAGUCAAAAGCAACGCACCACACUUGUAGUCAUAGUAGUAGCUCUAGCACCAGCAGCAGGGAAGACCAAGGCUUCUGCAAUCAGUGAGCCUGUUUUGUUGUAAUUGGUGUUGUGUCGGUUAAUAUGAGGGAUUCGAAAUGUUCGUUUAUUUGUGUACAUUAUGGUGUAUCAUCUGCUCAAUAGCAAUUUGGAUAAACUUUAGGGGCCUUUCUGCAUUUAGCGUAUUAAAAGAUAAGGAUUUGAAGUAGAGAAAUGAUUGGAGUAAGACACCGAGGGCAUGUUUGGUAUGCGGAAAUAGUUCCAUCUUAUAAACCAACUCAUGUUUGGUUAGAUUUAUUUGGGAAAUUAAUUUCGCCCGUU
Messenger RNA from Ilex paraguariensis (yerba mate), 1276 nucleotides. Lineage: Eukaryota; Viridiplantae; Streptophyta; Magnoliopsida; Aquifoliales; Aquifoliaceae. The record is from the annotation of a GenBank genome assembly.